AUGCUAAUUCUGAGCACAUAUAGACCCAAAAGGAAACGAUUCUUUUGUGACAUGUCUUUCACAUCAAAUCGCGAUAUCUGGAAAACCGAAAUCGACUUUCUAUUGAAUCGAUUUGAAGACAAGAAGAUACCGGCGCUUAGUUUUUUGAAUACAAUCUCCGAUUCAGAGAGAAGUCAACUUAAUUUAGAGACUUAUUCUUUGAAUCAAUAUUUGACAUCAAAGCAGACAUCAAAUUACGGCAAACAAGCCUAUGAUGUCCGCAUCGAAGAGAGCGGUAUUCUGUCCACAGAGUUAAUCAACUUCGGAGUCGCGCUCUUUGUGUUAUCGGUUCGCUAUCCCUCUGUCUUCUGGAAAGUUCACAAAGGAUUUGGAUUUCUUUUCUCAAUACAAAUCGUCAUUAAUUUGAUUCAAAGUCUGUUAAUGUAUUCUGCAUUUCAAGUGGCGCUCAAACAAAGAUUUUGUGGAUAUUUGGCCCACUUUUGCGCAUUCAUUGCACUCAUUGUAUUAGGCGUUUGUUUGGCACCACUUCUCUAUGAAUUUGUACUCAUAUACUGUGGAAGUCUUGACUCUUCACUUCUCGUAACCAUUAUCUCCUCCGCCAGUCAUUUGUUGCUUUGGAUUAUUCUUUGGCUAAUCCUUACGAUUAAAAGCAAAUGGAAUUUCAAUAUGACUUUCGAUUACAACGACUGCGAAAAUCGUUUCAAUUUUGGCGAUCAUUUCGAGAGAAAGCCUUACGCGAGAGGAGAGACACCUCUUCUUGUGAUAGAAAACGGAAAGACGUAUCAAAUUCGCGAAAUGGCCUCAAAGGAAGCCAUCCUCGGAAUGGCUCACAAGUCGUGCUCCACUCAGAAGACGGUCUCUCCCGUCGACGAUGAGGACAUAUAUUGGCUCAAACCCAAGCCCUCCACUCCUCACAAAACACUGAGCAAACAGUCACCAGAGGAUGAAAGGCUCAUGACGUGGACGAAAGGGGAUAAGAAAUUCANUUAUCUUGACCCAAAAGGAAACGAUUCUUUUGUGACAUGUCUUUCACAUCAAAUCGUUUGA
This is a messenger RNA of Medioppia subpectinata, 1047 nucleotides long. The record is from the annotation of a GenBank genome assembly. Lineage: Eukaryota; Metazoa; Arthropoda; Arachnida; Sarcoptiformes; Oppiidae.